CUUGCAAUGGCGCCCCCCACAAGUAGUUAAGCAUGCUGUGUUGUACUGCGUAGAGUCUUUGAGGAUGAUGAAGACACGUCUUUGAAAGUGUUUUCUUUGGCUGGACAUUAACAUUAAUCGUAAGAGGCUUGCACCUAACGAUACCUACCCGACAAUGAUAGCAGGUUAACGUUAACCCUGGCUGCCUGCGCUAGCAUGUAGCAGCUACCACGAUCAAAUGAGUUGGUUUGGCUUUGGUUUUAACGGCUUUGGGCAAAUUGUGCCAUUCGGUAAAGCGGGUUGUGGGACACCUGGCGAGAAGCAAGUUAAAAUAGCUGUUCCUGCCGUUGUAAAAAACUCAAAUGACAGUCCAGUCAGACUUGUAUCAGAGACCAAACAUGCGAAGGAACCUGAGGCUUGGAACAUGCAGGUUAUUGCGUGCUGGAGUCGCACGGCCUCCUUUUCUGGGAAAGGUGAAGGACAGGUGCAUCUGACAGGAUUCACUGAUGGUUCAUCAGACAGCCGAAAAAGCAUCAGCGGGAGCGGUGGGUGUGUGGAUGCCUGGGUCACUGAGAGAUACCUGACUCUUCGCUUCACAGACAGAGUCGAGUGUUGGACUUGUGAUGGAGCAGACAUGGAGCUUGUUUUGAAGUCAGAACAGGAUUCAUCAGACAGAAAGACAGGUCAUCCUGCCCCGCUUCCACUUGUUCCAGAGGGGUACAUUGCCUCGGAACCCCCUCUUUUCCGUCCGUUGUCUCCUCAGCUCCGUGCUGAGAGGCUGGCUCUGGGCACAGCCCAUGCCCUCCUCCUGUGCGCUGGUGGCACCAUAUACACCUGGGGUAGUGGAAGCCAUGGUCAGCUGGGCCACGGCACUCUGGUUGCAGAGGAAGAGCCGCGGGUGGUGGAGGCGCUGUGGGGUCUCCCUGUGUGUGUGGUGGCAGCAGGAGGAUGGCACUCUGCAUGCAUCAGCGAGGGCGGAGAUUUGUACAUGUGGGGCUGGAACGAGAGUGGCCAGCUAGGUCUCCCGUCCCGCCGCUGCAGGGAAGAGGCUGAACAAAACAAAGAAACUGUGCAGUCCGAAAGUGAACAGGAGGAGACGGUGGAGGACGUGUUCAUCUCCAUCCAAGCCUUUCCUGCCCUGCUGGACAUUCCACAUGUUUCAGAAGUCAGCAGUGUUAGCUGUGGGUCCCGCCACACAGCUGCAGUCAGUUGUCAAGGGGAUCUGUAUACCUGGGGAUGGGGUGACUAUGGACAGUUGGGGCAUGAGAAUCUAUGCAGCUCAGAUCAACCUUCCCUUGUGGACUUUUUCCCAAGACAUGGACUGCAUGUGGAAGAUGUGAAAUGCGGGCCAUGGAACACAUUUGUGUCUGCAACUCAAGCAAACCCUGCAGGAUCACAUGCGGAUAACUAAGCAGCUAUAUGUAAACAGGUGGAUUGACAAUCACUACAUGAAAUCAAUGAACAUGGUUGUAAAUAUUCUUAGUACAUUUUAUUUACAGUGUAGAAUGUUGUUUUAUUGCACAAAGAUUUAACAAAGAUUACACAUACAAAUUUAAAAAUGCCCCUGUACAGACCCGUGAUAGAAAACAUCAAACAGAAAAUUUGUUCAAAGGCAGCAUCAUGUUUAUAACUGUUUGAAAGGAUAAAAUGCUGGUGUUCUCUGUGAAAAUUGUGGACCCAUUCCAAAUCCUUACAUCCAAAUCCAUAUAAUUUACAACACAAUCUUGAAAGAACUGUAAAAAAAUAAACAAUAAUACAUUUCAGAAUAUAUAAAAGUUGACAAUAAAUACAGGUAAUCUAUAACCUGUGCCAUCCUACCUGACAAAGUCCGGAGACCUUGAGAUGACAUGCUGGAAUUCAGAGAGGUUCACCGUGCCAUCUUUAUCAAUGUCCGACUCUUCCAGAAUCUACAAAAGCACAAUGAAACCCAGUCAAAAGAGUACAGGUUACACAGAGAAAACUCUCAAACUCUGUUUUACAGCUUUGAGACUGUAGAGGGGCCAGAGACUAUUGUCAUUUUGUACUUUAUGUACUUAAACAGGGACAGUGCACAAAAAAAACAUUAAAUGAUGCAGACUGCAGAUAAUUACAUUGGUUAUUAGCUGUCUCAUCUCCUCUUGGGUGAGCCGUGUAUCAUCGGUGUCACCCGUCAGACAGUUCACCAGUUUUUCCAAGUCCCCUCCAUCUAGUGUCCCAUCAUCAUCAAAAUC
Alosa alosa (allis shad) is the source of this 2189-nucleotide messenger RNA. RefSeq names its product RCC1 domain-containing protein 1-like. The record is from RefSeq and is a predicted model, not a curated record. The transcript has 8 exons. Bases 218 to 1390 code for a protein of 390 amino acids. Lineage: Eukaryota; Metazoa; Chordata; Actinopteri; Clupeiformes; Clupeidae.